Molecule: messenger RNA, 626 nt
Organism: Sapajus apella (tufted capuchin)
Lineage: Eukaryota; Metazoa; Chordata; Mammalia; Primates; Cebidae
Gene: NFE4
Product: nuclear factor, erythroid 4
Exons: 1
Coding region: 186-485 (99 amino acids)
Source: RefSeq, a predicted model, not a curated record
GUCCAGAAGGAACCACUAUCUUAAACCUUCAGUUCAUCUCCCAAUCCACCCCCGAUAUCCAGCACAAGCUUCAGAAGCUUGAUGACAGCCUUCAAAGCCCACAACGAGACCUUCUUAAUUUAUCCUUCAAAGUUUUUAACAAUCGUGAUGAGGAAAGUAAAAGGCAAAAACAGGCAGAGUUUCAAAUGCUAGCCACCGCCAUCAGGACCCUGCAGGCCCACAGGGCCACAGCUCCACACGGAGGGCUCCUAGUAAUCCACCUCCACCCGGUGCCUGUUUCAAGUGUGGCAAUGAAGGCCCCUGGGCCAGACAAUGCCCAAACCCAGGUAAGCCUACCAGGCCAUGCCCCCUCUGCAGAGGACCACACUGGAAGUCGGACUGUGAGUGGCCCCUGCAAGGACCGCCCCCAUCCCUUCCUGAACCAGCCAAAAGCCCCUGCUCGGAUCUCAUCAGCCUCGCCGCUGAAGACUGACAGUGCCCUCUAACGGACACCCCAGCAACUACCAUCUCUUCAUCCAAGCCAAGGGUAACCAUGAUGGUGGCAGGUAGGCCAGGAUGUUUUUUAACUGACACUGGGGCAACCUGCUCUGCUUUACCUAAUUUUUUAGGACCCACCCAGUCCACCC